AUGUUGUUGGGAUACCUGACCUACCUCAAUCCGAUACCCUUCCUGGUUGCUACCACUAAAUCACUCUUCACAAGACAACGUAAUCGACGGAUGCUUACUUACAAGAACUAUCAACCCGUCACAUAUAAACCAUCCAUGAUUGAAAGAUUUAAAAACACAGUCAAAAGUGUUUCAUUAUUCACCGCCAUUUUCCUCACACCCAUCCUCACCUAUUUCACAGAGCGGUCCCUCAAGAGUGAACUAAUGAUUUGGCUAAACACAAAACUUCCCCCUACUGUCGUCGUCGAUGACUUCAAGGACAGUUGGUCGAACGGAGUUUGCCUGUGUUCCCUGAUCGAAGCAGUCGUGCCUUCUACAUGUCCUCGCUAUGAUCUUCUCAAGCCAGCGAAUCGCGUCAACAACUGUCGACUUGGAAUGACUCUCGUGCGAAAAAAUCUAGGGAUCGAAGAGCCAAUGGAGCCCGAGGAUAUGUCGAUGCCAUCUCGAACAAGCGAAACAAAGCUUCUUCGUUACAUCCAGUCCAUACGUUAUGCCAGUACGAUACCAGUAGAAACCCCUUCCCACAAGACAGGUCCCUGGAGCAAUGAAGGGGCGUGGCCCAAGAAAGCCACUUUUGGUGAGGUGGUAGUGGACGAGGAGAGAAAACAACUUAUGGAAGCCGAUAAGGUUGAUUGCACGGCAAGUGGCAGUGGCCUUGUGAUGGCGAAAAUCGGCAAACGGGCCAAGUUUAACGUCUACACACCCAAAUUUAUUACCAAGAGUCUUUACAUCCAUAUUAAAGGUCCUUUGGGAGAAAGUGUUCGACGGAAGAUCAUUAACCAUCUCCCUGGAGGCCGCCCCCAUCGUGAUGACCCUGAUUCUUCCAACAUGAGUGCAGCCUCAGUAGAUGAAGGUAACACGUCAUCAAGUACGUCGUCGGCUUCAGGGGGUGUCAUUCCUUGUGAUUACCAGUGUGUUCGCGAAGGCCACUACGAAGUCAGUUACAUCCCCCAAUCUGAAGGAGCUUAUGAGAUAACAGUGACCUGGGGUGGAGAGCACAUCCGUAAUAGUCCUUUCAUCGCGCAUUCAUCAAUAGCCGUGAAACGUUCUCUCCCAGAUACCGACCCUUCGGACCCUUCUCGCGUUGUCUGCUUCAUGCAUGAGAAUAAAAGUCUGAGUGACGCAGGUGUAGAAGACAUUAACGAACCACCAUCCGUGGAAUCAACGAACAACGACACUCCUCUCGGCACAGCAGACUCGAUCGAACAAGAAUACGCACACAAAUACAAUGCGCGAACCAGGAGGCGACAGUCUUUCUGUCGUCAAUCUCACGUCAAUACUCUUCGAGAGUCCUACGAAAGCGGAGGCAGCACGUCACCUUACGACAGUCGUUGUAGCAGUAUGAUGACGAGCAGCACAGAGCGCAGUAUGGAUAGUGAUGUCUUCUACCCGUAUGGCUCAGCUAGAACAUCUUCCUUCAUGAAUGCUUCUCGUCGAGGUCUCAUCAGUUCCUCGUCAUCUAGAAGUUCUAUGAUGAGUCAUCGAAGCAGUUCCAUUUUGAGCAGCGGUGGAGACAGACCAGGAACAGUCAGAACCAGACGAAAGGUGAUUAAACGCACUAUUCGAGGGGCAGGUGGUAAAGAAGAAAUACAGUAUCCAAGUAGUGCCGACAUGUCGUCCAUGUCCAACACCUCCUCCUUCAUGGGGAUGUCUAUGUCUGGAUUCUCACCAUCAUACACCGCUAAUGAUCAGUCAAGCGCAAGUGGUUCUCUUUCCAUUAGCGAUGAGCGUGUGACUACAGGAAUGAGUAGCUCCACCUCAACGGCUCCAUCUCCAACUGUUCUCGCUCCUGUUCCAAACUUAGCAAUAGCUGACAGGGAGAUUCACACCUUUGCCGAUCGCGUUUCCAAACGGGUGAUGGGGACAGCUAUGUACGAUCUUUCAAAGAAGGCUGUCCUUAAGUCCGGCACCUACUCAGGUCCAGCUUCUUCAGGAACAAUGAAGGGUAACGACAUUAAAACCCCAGGAGAGAAGCCCCUUGACUCUGGUCGUCAACUGUCUUUUGGUUUUGAGCAGAAGAAUGUUGAUCAGUCACUUUCAAAGGGAAAUGCUACUCAUAUCACAAAAACUGUAAAAACACAAAUGGAUGGUUCAUGUCAUAAUCAAGUUACAAGCGAGGAAAGGGCCGCUCGUAGUAAAAAACCGCAAAGUCCUAAGUUCCUCGACAUUUCCAAUGGUAUUGAGGACGUUGGCAACAAGCCAGUAGAAUCCCAAAAUACAAUAGAAUUUGAGCCACAGUUAGGAGUCGACUCUUCAAGAAAUGCUAAGGAAAGCAGCUCAAACAGUUCUUCAACAACGACAUCAGCAGAAAGAGAACAUAUAGACGAGGAAUCCGGAUAUUCCACUCUGGAAGAUAGUCUGAGGUCAUCUGAUCGAGCUCUCCAUUUGCUUCGACAAGUCAACAAUAAAGACGCACAUACGAAGUCCAUACCAAAAUAA
Molecule: messenger RNA, 2478 nt
Organism: Strongylocentrotus purpuratus (purple sea urchin)
Lineage: Eukaryota; Metazoa; Echinodermata; Echinoidea; Camarodonta; Strongylocentrotidae
Product: serine-rich adhesin for platelets-like
Exons: 7
Coding region: 1-2478 (825 amino acids)
Biological process (GO): actin cytoskeleton organization
Molecular function (GO): actin filament binding
Source: RefSeq, a predicted model, not a curated record